AGUGUGGAAUUAAGAGGAGAGGCAUCUCUUAUGGUAGAACUGUUGCAAAAGUGUCCACCUGUCAGCUAUAAAUAAUAGUUCCAAAUCUCUCCAGAGUAGCGCUAGAGUAGCUAAGAACCUAGGCGUUAUUGACGGAGUGAAUUGCGCUGUCUAUGAUUUGAUUUUUUUGUUCAAGUACUCUAGGUAUUGUAGCGCCACCUAUUUAAAUUUUUUUGAUGACACUUUUUGGUAUAUGGAGAUUUCGUUCCUUAUUUUCACCUUCCGUACUUUAUCACUUAUUAACCUCUCUUUUAUCUCUUUUACUUAAUGCUUAUGUCAUGUCACACAAUCUGUCACAGUUAUGACAAAAUCAGGAAGAAUUGAAAGUACGACAAAAUUAUUUUUGCAAUAAUGGACGAAAAUGUUAAAACUCUUGACCAGGAAUAUGAACAGUUUUUAGAGAUUAUGAGGCCACAUAUAUUUCAACUUAAAGACCGGGAUAUGGCUUCUAUUUGCAGUGCUUGGAUCGAACGACUUUGUGCUUGUAAGAAUCACGAAAAAAUACUCCGGAAUAAAUAUAUAGUCACACUUUGUUACCAACUCUCGAAAGGAAUUCUUGAUAAGCCGUUCUUGGAGGAACCUACGGAUAAAGAAUUGCUGCCUAUCAAUGAACCAACGCUCAGUGAAGUAUCGUCGUCUGAAGUCGAAUGUCUUGUUUUAAAUUGUGAAGACGCAGGUAAUGUGGUACACCUAAAUAAAUCGUUGAAGACCCAAACUGGAGAUCCAUUUCACAAUUCAGUAGAAUUAGACAAGAAGCUCGCCACGAUGAUAAAUAGUAAAACUACAACAACAGAGAGUAAUGAGAAACUGUUUUUUAAACAAACUAGUUAUUACCACCAACCUCUAAGUAUGAUAAAGCCACAUAUAGAAUUACAGUUACCUGAAACUUAUAGACAUCGCACGCAUAACAUUAUUUCAAAAUUGCAAGACAUCAAAAAGCAAAAUACAGUAUUACAUCAUGAACUUAAAGAGAUGAAAGAAAAAUCAAGUGGAGAUGAUGCUGCUGGUGAAUUUCAAGAAAAAGUUAAUACAUCCACCCUUUAUAUGCGCUUGCAUGAUAGCAACAGUACUUUAGAUUCUAUGAAAAUAAAAUUAGAAGUAGAAAAAGAUGUUAGGAACGCGCUAAUAGAUAAAAUUCAAAGUUUGCAAGAACUUAUCGAUAAUUGGAAUUACUUGAAAAAUCAAGAAAUUGAAGAAAUUCAAGCCAGACAUAAAUUAGAAUUAAUCAAUAUCAAAUCAUUUAUUAAACAAGAAACCAGACAGAUAUUUGAAAAUAAACUGGAAGACCAAAAACAACAAUAUGAAAUUAAAAUUAAAGAGCUUCGAGACAUCAACAUAUCAAAAGAUGAAAUUAUUGCUGAUAAAGAUAAAAUCAUACAGCAGAAAGAAACAGAGAUAGUUCGCCUAUCAGAACAAAAUAAAUUUAGUAAGGAAAAUUUGCAAUCAAUUUUAAAAAAGUUACUAGAUAGGCCUAAUGAAGAACAGGGUGAUCAAUUUAGAAUACAAAAUCACAUAUUGCAAAACCGUAUUAUCAAACUGGAAAAAGCCAAAAUGAAAUGUGUCAGAGCGUAUGAAUCUAAACUUGCUUCAUUGCAGCGAGAGAGACAUUUAGUAGAAUGUUCGCUUCAAAUCCAAUUAGUCAGGCAAAGAACUCAAAUCAUCAAUGACGUAGCCGGUGACAGUCAAGAUGAAACGAAAAAAGCUGUAGAUAAACUUGAAGCAAAAUAUCAAAAUAUCGUUGCAAGUAUGCAAGCCACGGCUAUCCAGCGGCGACUCGAAGAUCAAAUGGCAGUUGCAUCAAUACUUCAAGCGGCGUCGGGCAUUCGUACUGAUUCCUAUGGCUUUUUUAGCCCAUUUUUUCCUAACAGCACAUUGCAAAGAAGAAAUAAAAAUCAGCGCUCAGACAGCGAAGUUGCAACUGUAUUUCAAGGCAACAAGGUUUUUAGGAAAAAUGGCGUAAAUAAGAAUUUUGAAGAUGGACGACGCUAUGGAGAGCUUGACACUUUAUUUGAGAAGGUACACGUCCCUCAAAGGGACAGCGAAGACAAAGCCCAAAAGUAGAGGAACAAUCUUUCAACUAUGCUUUUGUGAAAGUUGCGUAAAUUGUUUUGGCGCGGUUCUAAUAAAUUUGGGAGUUCCAACUGGUUUUCUUUGUGUCUGUACCUCGUUACUAACCUUUGCAUGUCAUCGUAGUAAUUUUCCAUUCCAAAAUGGACCAGGGCGCGUAGACAACGUGUAUCGUUAACGCUCCGUAGCGAACGAAACGCAACGUUAUUGUCGCACUAAUAUAGAAGAGUGAUAGAGAGUGAUGACUACGCUACGGAGCGUUAACGAUUUUCACUUUAGCUAAGCACCUUGGAGGGCGAUUUUUGGAUUUCAAGCGCUCGAUUUCGUCACUCGAAAAUGUGUAGAAAACGGCGAAAUGCUAUUUUUGAAAUACGAGCGAUAGGAAUUGGCAAUCUAGUGGUAUUGACUACUUGCUUUUAAGUAUAUUAGUAGAAUUUAAAUACCUAGUAGUAUUAUUAUAUAUUAUUAAACGGAAAAACACGAAAUCGAGCGGUCAAAAUUUAAAAAAAGCGGCCAAGUGCGAGUCUGUCUCACCCAUGAAGGGUUCCGUACCAUUUAUGACGUAUUAAUAAAAACAUUUUUUAAACCUAUCCAUAGAUAUCCCACAUGUAUGGGCUUGAUGAAAAAAAAUUUGAGUUUCAGUUCUAAGUAUGUUUUUUUUUUCUAUUUCUGUGUGAAAAUCUUAAUGCGGUUCCCAGAAUACAUCUACUUAACAAGUUUCAACAGAAUAGUUCUUAUUGUUUCGGAAAAAACGAGGGGGGUGGGGUUAGGGUCGGCAACGCGCAUGUAACUCCUCUGGAGUAGCAGGCGUACAUAGGCUACGGAGACUGCUUACCAUCAGGCAGCCCGUAUGCUUGUUUGCCACCGAUGUAGCAUAAAAAAAAGUGGCUGUGACAUACGGAUGGACAGACAGACAGACAUGACGAAUCCAUAAGUGUUCCGUUUUUAGGGUUCCGUAGCCAAAUGGCAAAAAACGGAACCCUUAUAGAUUCGUCUUGUCCGUCUGUCUGUCCGAUUAUGUCACAGCCACUUUUUUCCGAAACUAUGAGAGCUAUACUGUUCAAACUUGGUAAGUAGAUGUAUUCUAUGAACCGCAUUAAGAU
This is a messenger RNA of Cydia pomonella (codling moth), 3209 nucleotides long. RefSeq lists its product as uncharacterized. Lineage: Eukaryota; Metazoa; Arthropoda; Insecta; Lepidoptera; Tortricidae. The record is from RefSeq and is a predicted model, not a curated record. The transcript has a single exon. Bases 391 to 2100 code for a protein of 569 amino acids.